Puccinia graminis f. sp. tritici CRL 75-36-700-3 is the source of this 2160-nucleotide messenger RNA. RefSeq lists its product as uncharacterized. Gene Ontology annotation, molecular function: protein binding. Lineage: Eukaryota; Fungi; Basidiomycota; Pucciniomycetes; Pucciniales; Pucciniaceae. The record is from RefSeq and is a predicted model, not a curated record. Bases 56 to 1882 code for a protein of 608 amino acids. The transcript is spliced from 8 exons.
AAAACUCAACCUCAAGUCAUACCAUCAUCAACAAAGGCUCAAGCACCUCAUCAAGAUGGCCAAGAAGAAAUCAGCAUCCAAUCAAAAUACCGCUGGACCGAAAGCUUCAACCAGUAAGGCAAAGAAGCAGGAUCCUAUACCGAAGACCGAGAAACCAGCAGUGGCUCCAACACUAGAAGACAUCACGAUCCCAUCACCAACAACAUCCAAUACCCCAAGCCAACGUCGAAAAAGUUCGAUUCCCGAGUCCUCUCAAGCCAGGUCGACACCCAAGAGGAGAACAUCAUCAAAAACUGAAACGCCAGUCGAACCGACAAAUAAUGAGAACGAACUCCCAGAACCGCUCCAAUCAGAACUGCAGAAACAAGCCGAAGCAAAGAAGGAGGAAGGAAACGUCCAAUUCAAAUCGGGCAAAUUCAACGAAGCUAUUGCAUCUUAUUCCGAAGCGAUCAGAAUCAAUUCCGAUAAUCCUGCCUAUCUAGCUAAUCGAGCAGCCGCUCUGAUGUCCAUCAGAAAUUACCACUCCGCACUCGCCGAUAUGCAGCUCGUCAACUCCCCCAAAUUCAUCUCCCUUGGUAUUCAACCCACUACUAAGAAUAUCCUCAGAUUAAUCCGAUGCUAUCUUCCAUUAGGACACCUCUACCAGGCUCGACAAUCACUCAAAAGUCUAUUAGAAAGCUCCCCAGACUGUCUCGAAGCCAAGAAAGAAGACGUUCGAUUGAAGAAGUUAGAUGAGAUCAUAGCUAGUUUACAGAGAGAUCGUACUCGUCAGGAUUGGAGUAUGAUGUUGAUCGGCCUAGAUCGGCUUCAAAAGGAGCUAGAUUGCGGAUCUCUCAAAGCAAAGGAAUGGCUGAUUUGGAAAGUCGAGGCUCUAUGUGGUCAAAGGAAAUGGGAGGAUGCCAAGUGUAUAUGUAACGAGUUAGUGAGGUCGUACUCUUCGGAUCCAGAAGUUUUGUAUUAUCGGGCGAAGGUGAUGUACUCCCAGGGAAACUUGGCCGCCACAGUUUCUCACUGCCAAGAGGCAAUACGAUGCGAUCCUGGGUUCAGUAGUGCUGGGACUCUACUACGACAAGCACGCAAGAUCGAGAGUUUGAAAGAAGCUGGAAACACCUCAUUCAAGGCAUCAGACUACAAGACGGCGAUCGAGAAGUACCUGGAAGCCAGCUCGAUCGAUCCGACGAACGAAAGCAUCCUCUUAACGCUCGACAGCAACCGGGCACAAGCCUUACUGAAAAGCGAACAAUACGCCGAAGGCAUCGAGGUCUGUAACAAGAUCCUCAAGAUCGACAAACAGCAUUUCAAAGCCCUCCGGACGAGGGCUAGAGCUAAAAAGGCCGACUCCGAAUUGGACGCCGCCUUGGCCGACUUCGAAGCCGCUGCCAAAAUCGCCCCAACUCCUAAAGAUAAAACUGAGAUCUCGAAUGAUAUUAAGACGACUAAAAUCUUGAUCGCUCGGAGUAAAUAUGUGGAUCAUUACAAGGUGCUUGGAGUAUCCCGGAAUGCAUCCGAUGACGAGAUUAAGAAGGCGUUCCGUAAACAGUCGCUUAUCCAUCAUCCUGAUAAAGGUGGUAAUGAAGAAAAAUUCAAAGAAGUUAACGAGUCGUAUACGGUUCUACAAGAUCCUCAAUCUAGGAGAAAAUUCGACAUGAUUGAUCCAGAUAAUCCACAAGGAGGAUCGUCUUUUUACGAUGGAUUUGACGACGAUGAUGAAUCUGACCAAAUGCCAUUUGGAUGGGAAGGGUUAUUUGGUUCGGGGGCGGGAAGUCGAGCUAGUUACAGCUCUGGUUCCCAUUAUCGGUCACAUGCUCAUGCUCAUACUCAUGCUCAUUCCUUCGGCGGGGGUAACCCCAAUCCAUUCUUCACUCAUACCAGAGGCUUUUAAUCUCCCCAAAAAAUCCUAAAAGAAUAACUGUCCACAAAAAAGAUAACUUUCGGAUGAUGAUGAUGAUGAUGAUUAUGAUGAUGACUUGUUUUUUUGGGGGGUUUCCUUUUUUAAGUUGUCACUUUCUUAAAUCUUGGUCUUGUUGAUCUUGACAAUCAAUCGCUUGCUCCUUCUUCUUCUUCUAUUCUACUCAAACUAACCAAAAAUAGAAAACAUUAAAAAACCAUUACAUUGAUAUCAAAACACAAAAAAUCGCUCACAAAUGUGUUCAAUACGAA